Messenger RNA from Oryzias latipes (Japanese medaka), 1735 nucleotides. It is a transcript of the gene mat2b, whose product is annotated as methionine adenosyltransferase 2 non-catalytic beta subunit methionine. The record is from RefSeq and is a predicted model, not a curated record. Gene Ontology annotation, molecular function: methionine adenosyltransferase regulator activity. Lineage: Eukaryota; Metazoa; Chordata; Actinopteri; Beloniformes; Adrianichthyidae. Gene Ontology annotation, biological process: S-adenosylmethionine biosynthetic process. Gene Ontology annotation, cellular component: methionine adenosyltransferase complex.
GAUGAUCAGCUGAUCUGACCGGAAACGGAAGCAGUAGGUUAAAAAAGUACGCAGAUCACAGUCCAGACAAUCGCGGACGACGCAGGAUCACAUCUGAUCAUUGAGAACCCCAAAAUGAGCUACGCAGGCGCAGGAAUGAGGAUCGUAUUUAGCCCGGGGCGCGUGCAGGUCGUUCAGGAGGAAGACCUGGUCCAGGGUCUGAAGGUUCUUGUUACCGGGGCAACGGGUCUUCUGGGUCGAGCUGUCUGCAAAGAGUUUCAGAGCAACGGCUGGAGUGUCAUCGGAACAGGAUACCGGAGGGCGCAGCCGCGCUUCCUGCGCUGUGACAUGACUGACGAGGACGCUGUCAGAAGUCUGCUGCACGAGCACAAGCCUGACGUGAUCGUGCACUGUGCUGCAGAGCGCCGUCCGGACGUCAUGGAGCGACACACUGAAGCUGCAGUUCACCUGAACGUGCACGCCACAGGCACGGUUGCUAAAGAGGCAGCUGUUUGUGGAGCGCUGUUCAUCUACAUCAGCACCGAUUACGUGUUUGACGGCCGGAGUCCUCCGUACGGCGAAGACGACUGUCCAAAUCCGGUGAACGUGUACGGGCGCAGCAAGCUGGAGGGGGAGAGGGAGUCGCUGAGGCACUGCCCAGGCGCCGUGAUCCUGCGUGUUCCCGUUUUGUUCGGCGAGGUGGAGUCGGUGGUGGAGAGCGCAGUGACGGCGCUGUGGCUGAAGGUGGAGGAGGCGGACGAGGACGGCUGCAGCGCGCUGGACCACUGCCUGCAGAGGUUCCCCACCGACGCUCGUGACGUCGCCGCUGUCUGCAGGAAGCUGGCCGAGAGAGGCAGACAGGAUCCAUCCAUUAGAGGAAUCUUCCAUUUCUCUGGGAAAGAGCAGAUGACCAAGUAUGAGAUGGCCGUUGCCAUGGCGCAGGCUUUCAACCUGCCGUCUAACCACCUCAUACCUCUGACAGAGCAGCCGGCGGCAGCUGCUCCUCGUCCAAUCAACAGCCAGCUGAACUGCUCCCGCCUGGAGCUGCUCAACCUGAGCGUGGAGCCGCGGCCGUUCUCCACCGCCAUUGCCGACUGCUUGUGGCCGUUCACCGCUGACAAACGCUGGAGGCAAACCGUCUUCCACUGAAGGUUGAAGGCCAUCAGGAGAAGAGGUGCCUGAGAUCAGGGAACCAAAUUGGACUGGAGUUCUAGAGUUCUAUGUCUGCAUAGAUUCUGAAUAUUCAGACUCAUUUGGGAGAAUUUCUGCUGCUGGUCUAUUAAAGUUCUUAAUUAGAAUGAAUGUCCAGAAGCUCUGAAGCCCUGCAGACAGAAUGACCACGAACUUGUGGUUUAAAUUAAUGUUGUGUUUCGUUCUUCUUUUAGGUCUAAGUUUAAGUUUGAAUCAGAUGAUCAUCUUCAUCCCUUCACCUCCUCUGGGGAGGAGGACUUUUUGGAAUGAACGUAAAGAACACAGCUGACUUGUUAAAAGAUUUUAAGAUUUCACAAAUGUCCACUAGGGGGAGCCACAGCUGUUGUGUUGCAGUUUAGUUUGGCAAAGAGGUUGAAGUUAAUUGUGUGUCUGUAGAAACUUUGUGGGAACUCCCAAAUGCAGCACUUUAAAAAAAAAGACGUUUGUUUUGUUUGUGUUUAGCUUUUUUGUUUGUGCAGAUCUGUGUGGCUUUAAGAAAAACAACCACUUUAACACAAAUGGAUCAUAAUGGCUGAAUCAAUAAAGCUUUGAAGCACUGAGUCCA